This is a messenger RNA of Laetiporus sulphureus 93-53, 1120 nucleotides long. RefSeq names its product galactose mutarotase-like protein. NCBI's taxonomy places the organism in Eukaryota, Fungi, Basidiomycota, Agaricomycetes, Polyporales, Laetiporaceae. Bases 67 to 954 code for a protein of 295 amino acids. Gene Ontology annotation, biological process: carbohydrate metabolic process. The transcript is spliced from 4 exons. The record is from RefSeq and is a predicted model, not a curated record. Gene Ontology annotation, molecular function: isomerase activity; carbohydrate binding.
GCUCUUCGUCGUGGAAGAGCAUCACACUCAAGUGCCGUCCUACUCACCGACAGAGUUGCUAUUGCCAUGCCAGUUGUCCAGCAGGCAGAUCGGAUUUUCCUCCAGCACCCCAAGGGUUCAUCUGCUGAGAUCUUGCUGUAUGGCGCGACCGUAAUCUCUUGGAAGUCGGGAAGCGUCCUGAAGCCGACUCCAAUCGAACGUCUUUUCGUCUCUUCCACGGCUGCGCUCGACGGAAGCAAACCUGUGAGGGGAGGCAUCCCUGUUGUGUUUCCUUGCUUCGGCGCACCUACGCAUCCGGAACACUCCAAGCUUGGACAGCACGGAUUUGCACGCAGCGAAGUCUGGACUUAUGAUAGCAUUGUGCUUGAUGAUGAGGCAGGUGUCUCAGUCAGGUUGACUUUGGAGCCUAAGGCGAGCAUCACAGAAAAGUACAAGCGUCCUUUCCACCUUGCGUAUGUUGUCACCCUCGCGGAGCACCAGCUGUCCACCGAUCUUCACGUUAAGAACACCGGACUAUCAACCUCUCCGCCUCUCGAGUUCCAGGCUUUAUUCCACAACUACAUUCGUGCGCCUGCAAGCGAAGUCCUCAUCACUCCUCUUCAAGGAGUGUCCUACUAUGACAAGACGGAAGCCACUGACGAACUGCGCAGCAAGCACAAGGUAGAGAAGAGGGACGCCGUCAAUGUCAAGACCUUUACGGACUUCGUGUACGAGAAUGCACCUGGCACGUACGAGAUUACGUCGCCGACGUCCAAGAUUGAGAUCAAGACGAAGAACUUCAAGGACGUAGUGGUUUGGAACCCGCAGGCAGAGGCUGGGUCCAAGAUAUCGGACAUGGAGACAGGAGGAUGGGAAAAGUAUGUCUGUGUCGAGCCAGGUUAUGUCCGCGGCUUCGUGCAAUUAGAAGCUGGACAGAGGUGGAUUGGCCAACAGACCUUGACUGCCAAGCUGUAGAAGCUUUUGGACGGGAUGAAACGGUUGAACAUUACAGAUGGAGACGCGACCCAUGUGUAUAAAUUGGAAGGUGUACAACAAAGGUACCAAGUACUGAGAUUGUUUGCUGCAUAAGUUUUCACCCUGAUGGCUAGUCCAUCCAAGAAGCAAGUGCAGCAUAAGUACA